Molecule: messenger RNA, 1914 nt
Organism: Clunio marinus
Lineage: Eukaryota; Metazoa; Arthropoda; Insecta; Diptera; Chironomidae
Source: the annotation of a GenBank genome assembly
AUGAAGCAAUCAACAAAAUUAUAUCUUCACAAAUUUUUGUUUAUAACUUGCAAGUCAGUAAUAAGUCACAAAUUAUUACCAGACAAUUUAUGUAGUCAACACAAUGAAAUGUUUAUGGAAAUAAUUUUCCGGUAUUUUAAUGAUCAACAUUUCCUAACAGCUGUAGAGCUGCCAGAUGUUUUUGAUCAAAGAAUGGACGUUUUACGUUGUUUUGGAGCCAACAGCAUUCGUCCAAUUGAUUUAUUUAAUACAUUAAAUAUGAAGUUUGGAGCUAAAGUGGACACAAGUAGCGUAUCAUCAUUCCCUACGACUCACGGAUUCUACGCAAAUGUUCGAAAUGAGACUUCAUUAUUCAAGUUGUUUGAAAAAGUGGCAAGCUUUAAUCCAAGGACUAAAUUAAUGGUAUCUGUUGAAGAAAUAAGUUCAGAUCUUGUCAAAGAAAGUCUCACAGUUGGCUAUAAGAAAUUUAAGUUAUUGAACAUUGCAUUAUUAACAUCGAUUGCUAGAAGAAUAGACAAAGAAGAUUUCGAUCAUGAAAUUGUUCUCUGCCAGUACAAUCCAUUCACUGAUGAUAGAAAUAAUCUUGAAUAUCCCAUGCAUCAUUGUCUUGAUUUUACUCCAAAAAACAUGAAAGAAAAUUUAAUACAAAUGGAAGACUUUCAAAAGUUGAGACUUGGAAAUUUGCGUGGCUUUCCAUUGAGAAUUUCUCUUUUCGAAUAUGAAAUGAAAAGUGUAGCGGUUUAUGAUGAAUAUGGAAGAAUCACUCAUUACAUUUAUCCUGAUGGUGAACUAGUGACAGUAUUAGCUAAAUAUAUGAACUUUACACCAGCAUAUUUACCAGAAAUUGGAAAUGGAUUAAAAUAUGGUUUUCAAUCACCAAGUGGAAUUUUUGAAGGCGCUCUCGGUGACUCAGAAUACGACAGAGCGGACUUAUUAGCAAAUCCUAAGCUCAUUGCCGACUACAACACCACAAAUUCAGUUUUCCUUCGACCUACGGCUAUGACAAAACUUUACUUCAUCAUUAAAAAACGGAUCACUUAUAAAAAAACGAUUUUUUUAAUUAAUCGAAUUGAAACUUUUCUGGUGACAGGAAGGAAAAAGUGUGUUUUUGGUAGGAACACUCUUUACAUAUUUCAACUUCUCAACAACAUUUCAAGUCGUCACUCAAAUUUGAAUGCUUCAAGAAUUACUGCGGCUUUGGUUUUUUUCUACGCCCUCGUAACGACUGCAUUGUUUCAAGGAUCGUUAAUACAGAAGUUGAAUCUUAAUCAGAAUGCUGGAUCUUUGAAUAAAAUUGAGGAACUCUUUGAAAAUAAUUUCACAAUCGCCAUGGCACCAAUUUUAUCGUUUGUUUUCACUGUUCAAGGAACUGACAGAGUAACAAAGCGCAUCAUGGAAGCUUCAAAUGGUGAUGUCACUGAAAUUGUAAUGAGAAGUGAUGACGCAAUGGAAGAACUUGCAUACAAUGAGAAACUUGCGUUUUUAUGGAUAGAAGAAGCAACUGGAACUUUCCUUAAUCGUUUCUAUGAUAAUCUCACUGGUGAGAAUUUAUUUGAACGAGUACCUGAAUCAGCAUUCGAAUUUUACAUUGCCAUGAUGUUACCUAAAUCAUCUCCAUUCAUAGACCGUUUCAAUCAUUUCAUUAACAUUUAUGUUGAAGCUGGUUUGUAUCAAUAUCACGUUAAAAAAGCUGCAGAAGAUAAUGAAAAAGUUUGGAUUCAAAGAAUCAGAGAAGGAAAAGUUCCGAAACAAAACAGUCGCACUUUGGAAAUGGAUGAUUUGAAAAUUGCUUUUAAACUUUAUUUAUUUUUUGUUGUAGCUGCAACAAUUGCAUUUUUCUUCGAGUGUUUGUUAUCAUUUGCAUCAAAACGAUUGAAAUGUCGGAAAUUUCGAAGAUGUAAAGAUAAAAUUUGA